AUGGGCACCCCAGCCUCUGUGGUGAGUGAGCCACCCCCCUGGCAGGCUCCAGCAGUGGCCCGGGGCCGCAAGCAGGCCUCAGCCAACAUCUUCCAGGACGCUGAGCUGCUGCAGAUCCAGGGUCUGUUUCAGCAUGGUGGGGACCAGCUGGCUGAGGAACGGGCACAGAUCAUCUGGGAGUGUGCAGGGGACCACCGUGUGGCGGAGGCCUUGAGGCGGCUGCGCAGGAAGAAGCCCCCGCGGCAGAAGCACGUUGGCCACUCGCUCCACCACUGCAGACAGCUCAGAGUCCCAGAGCCCUCCUCUCCACUGGCGGACCCACAGAGUAGUGCUGCAGAGACAGCCGCCAGUGAGCAGUGUCAGACCUCUAGGAGGACAAGUGCCAGGAUCCGCCAGAACUGGAGGAAGCCAGGCCCCCCAAGCUACCUCCACCAGAUCCGACACUGA
This is a messenger RNA of Orycteropus afer afer, 447 nucleotides long. It is a transcript of the gene AVPI1, whose product is annotated as arginine vasopressin induced 1. Lineage: Eukaryota; Metazoa; Chordata; Mammalia; Tubulidentata; Orycteropodidae. The record is from RefSeq and is a predicted model, not a curated record.